Papaver somniferum (opium poppy) is the source of this 834-nucleotide messenger RNA. RefSeq lists its product as uncharacterized. NCBI's taxonomy places the organism in Eukaryota, Viridiplantae, Streptophyta, Magnoliopsida, Ranunculales, Papaveraceae. The record is from RefSeq and is a predicted model, not a curated record. The coding region runs from base 66 to 656 and encodes 196 amino acids. The transcript is spliced from 2 exons.
GUUCAGUAAAGAAAUCUAAAGUUUCAUCCUAUCCUGCUUCUCAAAGCUUCUUCUGAACAUCAACAAUGGCUUCCCUUAGAUUUCAGCACUUCCUACUGGCUCUCCUUCCAGUUAUUCUCUUACUUUCUUCCACUGUCAAGUCUGAUAAUGAUGAGGAAGAGACUCUCCUUAAGAGUAUUAACAGCUACAGGGCAUCUCUAAACCUUACAGCCUUCACAGAGAACGACAAUGCAGAAUGCCUUGCAGAUAAAAUGGCGGACAAAUAUAAAAAACAACUAUGCACCAACACCACAGGUUCUAACACGGUUCCCGGCACGGAAACUCAGUUUCCGGACUACCCACAAAUGUUGGAAAAGUGCCAUCUGAACAUAAAUGGCACCAAGGAUGGUAUCGUAAUGCCUGUCUGUGUUCCGAGACUGGAUCCAGCAUUGGUACUCACCAACUUCACACAAUCCCAGUACUCGGCAUAUUUGAAUGAUACCAAAUAUACUGGUGUAGGAAUUGGUUCUGAAGAUGACUGGAUUGUGAUGGUUUUGACCACAAACACAGCGGGUGGGGCGUUUACGCCUGCUGGUUCAGCUGCUUCAGUUCCUGAUGUGGGGUUAAAAUUUCUGUUGAUAUCUUUGCUAGGGUUCUUUCUUGUUUUAUGGAGUUGAAUAUAAGUGUUUGUGUGAUGCACUGAUGAGUAGUUAUGUAGAUGUUGUAUUCCCACGUCUGAGUUUUGGUUGUGUUACAUGUUACAUAAGAACUUGAAAUACUGGCUACUCUUUCAUUUCCUGUUCUAUUGGACUGAUGUUGAAGCAGAAUCCUACUAGAAUUUUAAUUACUUAGUUA